AUGCGUGCAGAAACAAAGCCUAUUCUCUCCGAGGCGGAUUUGAAUACGUUCAAGCCUCCAGCUCCUGAGACUGUUAAGAAGCCAUGGGAUGGUGAGCAGGAGAAUUUAUCGACGAUGGAACCAGAGGCUCAAAAUGUCGUGCAAGUGGAUUUUGGGGAGUCUAUCUCGGAGGCCACUGGACUUGAACCAAAAGAUGAGAUUACUGCGCCAAAGAAUAAUAUUCGAUAUAAAUUGGUCGUUGAUGGUCCCUGGGGUGAGACUACACUUCGACAAACAGAUGAUCCAUUCGAUUUGCGAGCGGCAGGACUCGAUAUCGAUACGAUUCCCAGGUCCGAUGCAGAUGAUGGACCCCCUCCUAUUAUUGAGGUGACUUCGUGGGCUAGAGGCCAAUUGAAAGGAAAAUGGCUAAGCUCGGAUGAGUGGGAGAAAGCGUUGGAAGAUAUUGACGACAAAAUUCAGAAACCGACUACUCUGGAUGAGAUUUAUCUUCGGGAGGUUACCGAUACUAAUAUGAUCGUUCAUUCGCCUUUGCUACUGGAAGUCAUUCGUCAGACUGUUGAAUAUUAUCCUUCCCAAAACCUGACUGGGGAUACCAUAAUAUUUGACGAACCGUACCGAUGCCUUGUUCAUCAUUUCCAGGACUUUGAAGAUCAAUAUCAGAAGGCCGUUGCCGAGGAAAAAAACAACUCCAAUGAAUUAUCAAAGCAGGUCAAGAAACAUAUCGAGGUUCUCCUCGAAUUUAUUCGUCCAUUUGAGAAAAAGUUAAAGCCGGUCCGUACUCGACUUGAAAAGAAGGCGCCAACAAUCCGAUUCGAAGACGUGUGGUGGAUUCUUCGCCCUGGAUCAUUUGCAUAUUUCCUCCAUGAAGACAAGUGGAUCGGUUGUGUCAUCAUGUCCGUCAAAUGGAAAGUCAAGAGCAACAUCAGCAAGUGGAAUAUUUGGGUAUGGUUUCUUGAUGAAUACUGGCAGGACAGUGGUCCUUGCAUGCUUGAGCGAACUUUCAAGAAAUUGUACAUCCCUACGUUUGAGGGGGAACGUGCGAUUAACGACCUCCCUAUUAUUCCCCAGUCCUUCCAUGACAAAACAGAUAAAGGGGAGAGAUUGGCCGCGAUCGAAGCUCGAAGUGAGAAACGUCUCUUAAUCUUGAAAAAGCGCAACAUGCAGGUAAUGCACAGUGGAAGAACUCUGGAUACGGAUGAUGAUGACAAAGGAGAGCGAAAUCUGACUGCUCCCGUUAUUGCGGAUGAUAUGAUCGGUCAGAGCUCGAAUGUUUUGCCUUCGUCGAAUUGGGUUUUCACUGUGCCUUUCAUUCCUCGGGAUAAGGCUACCAUAGAUGCUCAACGCGAAAACACGGAGCUUCGCGGAAUUCGCGUAUCAGAGUAUCAUAAAGUGGAUAUUUAUAACCCUGAGAAAGUCACUAAGAAACAUCUCUUUCUGUUGCUUCCUAAAAUUGCAGCAUUUGCACCGGAUACCAAGUCAUGGCAUAUUGUCCACGUGGAUAACGUCGAGUUCAUGGAUGGGGACUCUUCUCGUGCUAAAUUGGUCAUUGAGGACUCUAAUAUUGAUAUCAUCCGGGCGCUGUGCUCUCCCAUUCUGAGUGGGAAACAAUCCUGGUCGCCGGAUUUCAUUCGCAGCAAAGGUGAAGGUGUUGUGAUCCUCUUGCAUGGUCCUCCCGGAGUGGGAAAGACGUAUACAGUUGAAGUGACGGCUCUUACGAGUGGCAGGCCAUUGCUUAGCUUGACAAUCGCAGAUCUCGGAACAAAAGAGGAGACGAUCGAAGAGAAGCUUUCGCAAUGGCUUUCACUAGCAGAGCGCUGGAGAGCUGUUCUCCUCAUUGACGAAGCGGAUAUCUUCCUCGAGCGACGAAAGCACACAGAUCUUGCCCGUAAUGGCAUUGUGUCUGCUUUCCUUCGUAAAAUGGAAUAUUUCCGCGGGGUGCUCUUCCUGACUACCAACCGAGUGGGCCACAUUGAUGAAGCUUUCCUCUCCCGGGCACAACUGAUCAUCGGCUACAAACCGCUUGACGAAGAUAAAAGGAAGAAGAUCUGGGAAGGGUUCUUUGAGAAACUGGCCAGUGAGCGUAAGGGUAAGAUUCGCGUGGGGAGGGAAGCUAAACGAUGGGUGCUCGAGGACAAGGAAGUCCUGAAAGCGGAGUGGAAUGGACGUGAGAUCCGCAAUGCUUUGUACACGGCUAUUUCACUGGCUCAGUACGAAGCCCGAAAUGACGAGGAUGAAGAGGAGAUCCUAGUGGAAAGCGAACAUUUCCGACGAGUUUUGGAAGUGAGCCAGCAGUUCCGCCAGUAUUAUAACAGUAUCAAGCACGAUACAUCGAGUUCGCGGGCAAGAGAUUUGUAUGGACGAAAUGAUGAUUAUUGGACUGAGAACAAGGACGAGGAGUGA
Molecule: messenger RNA, 2400 nt
Organism: Penicillium angulare
Lineage: Eukaryota; Fungi; Ascomycota; Eurotiomycetes; Eurotiales; Aspergillaceae
Product: ATP-binding protein
Exons: 7
Coding region: 1-2400 (799 amino acids)
Molecular function (GO): ATP hydrolysis activity; ATP binding
Source: RefSeq, a predicted model, not a curated record